AUGAUUAGGUGCUCGAUUGGUGAGAGUGAAAGCGCCAAGAAGUUCCUUGAAACUGUGGAACAAUUCUUUGCUAAAAAUGAUAAGGCUGAGACAAGUUGUACCUUGUCCAAACUCAUUUCAAUGGUCUAUAAAGGCAAAGGGAACAUAAGGGAGUACAUCAUGGAUAUGUCCAAUCUCACAUCAAAACUCAAGGCAUUAAAGUUAGAACUUCCUGAAGAUUUGAUUGUGCACUUGGUUUUGAUCUCUCUCCCGGCAUACUUUUGGAAAUUCAAAGUGAGUUACAGUACUCAUAAGAACAAAUGGUCUCUCAAUGAGCUCAUAUCUCAUUGUGUACAGGAGGAAGAGAGGCUAAAGAGAGAUAAGACUGAAAAUGCUCACUUGGCUACCAAUUCUCAAAAUAAAAGGAAGAAACUUGUAGGAAAAUUUUCUCCAAAUAAGAAGGCAAAGGAAUAA
Lathyrus oleraceus (garden pea) is the source of this 453-nucleotide messenger RNA. RefSeq lists its product as uncharacterized. Lineage: Eukaryota; Viridiplantae; Streptophyta; Magnoliopsida; Fabales; Fabaceae. The transcript has a single exon. The coding region runs from base 1 to 453 and encodes 150 amino acids. The record is from RefSeq and is a predicted model, not a curated record.